This is a messenger RNA of Cryptomeria japonica (Japanese cedar), 540 nucleotides long. RefSeq lists its product as uncharacterized. Lineage: Eukaryota; Viridiplantae; Streptophyta; Pinopsida; Cupressales; Cupressaceae. Bases 1 to 540 code for a protein of 179 amino acids. The transcript has a single exon. The record is from RefSeq and is a predicted model, not a curated record. Gene Ontology annotation, molecular function: nucleic acid binding; RNA-DNA hybrid ribonuclease activity.
AUGGAAUGGAAAUUGUUAAUCCCACCUAAUAUAAAUGUGAUAUCAAAGCAGGUAAAAAGGGUGAAUGCGUUUUGGGAAACUCCAAAGAGGGGAUGGUACAAGCUCAAUUUUGAUGGGGCAGCGAAAGGUAAUCCCGGAUGGGCAGGCUAUGGAAGCAUAUUAAGAAAUGAAGAUGGAAUCAUUUUGGGAAGUAUAGGAGGCAAUAUGGGUGUAGCUACCAAUAAUGAGGUAGAAACUUUGGCUAUGGUUAGGGGUAUCAAAUUUUGUGUUGACCAAGGAUAUAGCAAGGUGGAAAUUGAAGGUGAGUCACAGAUAGUUAUUAAUGCAGUCAUAAAACAAAAAACACCAAAUUGGAAGUUACAUCAAUAUUUGGAUGACAUAAAACAAAAUUUAAAUCGAAUACAACAGUACAAGAUAACUCAUGUAUAUCGUGAAGCAAACAGAGCUAUGGAUCAGCUGGCAAAUGAAGGGAUCAUUGUGGGAAAAGGGGUAGAGGUAACAAAUUGGAUGGAUGGAAUGGAGAAAUUAACGAGAUUGUGA